GGGCGGGGGCGGGGCGGAGCUCCCGUGCCCCGGACCGAGGCGGGCGGCUGACGAGGCGGCUGAGGAGGAGGAGGAGACGGCGGCAGCGGCUUUCCGGUCCUUAUCCCUGUCCCGGCACCGCAGCGGCCCGAAGAGCGAGAAAGGGCCCCGGCGCCAUGAAGCUGCGGGUCCGCGUCCGGAAGCGGACGGCGCCGCUGGAGCUGCCGGCCGAGGAACCGACGCUCGGGGAGUUGCGCGCGCACCUGCGCCAGGCCCUGCUCCCCGCCUGGGGCUACAGUUCUGAAACCCAGUUUGCAGUGACACUGAACAGCAAGGAUGCCCUCACCGAAGAUGAGAAGACCUUGGCUUCCUAUGGAGUUGUUUCUGGGGACUUAAUCUGCUUGAUUCUUGAGGAGGCUGUUGAAGAAUCUUCCAGAGCACUGUCUUCAGAGGCAGCCCAUCCCUCCUCCCAGAGUAAUCCCAGUCAUUCCUCCUUGGCCACCAGCGAGAGUCAGUCCAGCCGGCAAGGCGAAGGAGAGCCCAGCGAUCCCAGCCUUUCUCAGGCGGGCCAGCCUGGUGACCCGAGGGCAGAGAACGUGCCGGGAUCCCAUCUAGAUUUUGAUUCUGGGUUAAUUCGGGAGGAUGUGGAUAUGGAGGAGGGUCCGGGGUCCUAUCCCACGGAGCCAAUGCUGUGCAGUGAAGCUGUGGAUGGGCAAGUGCCACAUUCCCUGGAGACGCUGUACCACUCGGCCGAGUGCGGUAGUGCCAACGAUGCCCUCAUUGUCCUGGUGCAUCUGCUGAUGCUGGAGUCUGGCUACACCCCUUUGGGGACGGAAGCGAAAGCCGUGUCCAUGCCCGAGAAGUGGCGCUCGGGAGGCGUCUAUAAGUUGCAGUACACGCAUCCUCUCUGCGAAGACGGCACCGCUGCUCUCACGUGUGUGCCUCUGGGGAGUCUUGUCGUCAUAAAUGCUACAUUGAAAAUCAACAAUGAGAUUAGGAGUGUGAAAAGAUUACAGCUGUUGCCAGAGUCUUUUAUUUGCCCCCAUGAACAAGCUGAGGAAAAUGUGGCCCGGAAAUACAAAGACCUGCAGAAGCUGUCCCGCCUUUUCAAAGACCAGCUGGUCUAUCCCCUUCUGGCUUUUGCUCGGCAAGCUUUAAACCUGCCCGAUGUGUUCGGUUUAAUCGUUCUUCCAUUGGAAUUAAAACUGCGGAUUUUCCGGCUCUUAGACGUCCGUUCGGUCCUGUCUCUGUCUGCAGUUUGUCGUGACCUUUUCAUUGCUUCAAAUGACCAACUCCUGUGGAGGUUUAUGUACUUACGGGAUUUUCGAGAUUGCGCUGUCAGACCUCGAGACACUGAUUGGAAAGAACUCUACAGGAAGCAAAAACAGAGGAAAGAUGCCCUGAGAUGGAGGCACGCCAUGUUCCUGCCUCCUCCGCCACACCCCACUCCAUUCCAUCCUGGCCCAUUCUACCCGAGUCCCUUUCCUCCCAACCCCAUGUAUCCCCCAGGGAUUAUUGGCGGUGAAUUUGAUGAGAGACCAGUGCUUCCUUAUGCUGGGGACCCAAUCAAUUCACUCAUCCCCGGGCCUGGGGAAGCCCCUGGCCAGUUUUCCCCGUUCAGACCCCAUUUCGAUCCAAUGGGCCCAUUUCCAGGGCCCAAUCCUGUCCUACCAGGGAGAGGGGGCCCCAGUGACCGGUUUCCCUUUAGACCCAGCCGUGGUCGGCCAACUGACAUCCGCCUCUCCUUCAUAUGAUGGUUUUAAGCUUAUUUGAGCUUGCUUUAGGUUCUGUUUUAUUUUUCCCUUAAACCAACAAUGUCAUCUCCUUGAGGCUGCGUGUCCCUAGUGUUUUAUUGUGGUUGUGCACUCCUGGGCCCUUUGACUAGACCUGCCUCAAGUUUCCUACGGAGAGUGCAAUUGGACUGCCGGGUUUGCCGAAGGCUUCCCUGAGAAAGGGCUGCGACUCAAGAAGAAGAGGCGGCUGGGGCUCCCCGUUCUCUCUUCCCCGUUCUCAGCAGGGUGUCGAAGUUACAACGUGCUGCAUCAGAUAGACAGCUUAACAUGCAAAGUAACAUGUCUGCUCUGACUUUUCUUACAGAAGGAUGUAUAAUAAAUACUUAGGAGACCUUCCCAA
Molecule: messenger RNA, 2112 nt
Organism: Antechinus flavipes (yellow-footed antechinus)
Lineage: Eukaryota; Metazoa; Chordata; Mammalia; Dasyuromorphia; Dasyuridae
Gene: FBXO7
Product: F-box protein 7
Exons: 9
Coding region: 156-1733 (525 amino acids)
Biological process (GO): positive regulation of autophagy of mitochondrion; autophagy of mitochondrion
Molecular function (GO): protein kinase binding
Source: RefSeq, a predicted model, not a curated record